AUGGCCUCCGACAAGGAAAACAAAAUCUACUUCUACGACCCCUCCCUCGCCGCAGCCAUCCUCUUCACCAUCAUUUAUAUCAUCCCACUUGCCUAUCAGAUAUGGACAACCAUCAUCCUCCCUUGGAAAGGUAGAUAUCCCCGAGCCAACUACCUCAUCCCGAUUGUCAUUGGUGCCGCCCUCGAAGUAGCCGGAUACGGGAUCCGCUGCGCCAGUGUCCGCGAGCCGCAGAGCAUCCCUCUCUACGCAGUCUCCAUCACCGUGAUCGUCAUUGCCCCCGUCUUCGUCUGCGCAAGUCUCUACAUGCUGCUUGGAAGGCUCCGAUCGAAUGCUCCAGAUGGUGGCACGAGGACACCUGCAAGCUUCCUGGGCCGGUUCCCCGUGAAAUGGUUGCCGUGGAUCUUCGUCACGCUGGACGUGAUUAGUGUGCUCACGCAGGGAUCGGGGAGUGGGAUCGCAUCCUCGGGGAAUUGGGAGGGUUCGUCGCAUGAUACCGGGAUCGCGGUGUUGAUCGCCGGGUUGGUGUUGCAGGUUAUCACGUUCGCUUGCUUUCUUGUCAUCGUAAGCUGGUUUCACCUCCGCGCAACAAGAGGAGGAUCGCUUGGACAUGGAGUCAAGAUGGUCUUGAAGGGGAUCUACAUUGCUGGGUUCUUUGUCAUGGUCCGCUCAAUCUAUCGAGUGUUUGAAUUUGCCUUGGGUAUUGAUUCGUACACUUUUACUCAUGAAUGGCCGUUGUAUGUUCUGGAAGCAAUUCCGAUGCUCAUCGCCUUGAUGGCUCUGGGCUGGUUUCACCCCGGGAAAUGGUUGGCUGCGGAUCAUCUGGGGGAGGGUGGUAAGGUACGGAUGCGCCAAUCGGAGGCGCUUGUUUAG
Aspergillus clavatus NRRL 1 is the source of this 870-nucleotide messenger RNA. RefSeq names its product RTA1 domain-containing protein. Lineage: Eukaryota; Fungi; Ascomycota; Eurotiomycetes; Eurotiales; Aspergillaceae. The record is from RefSeq and is a predicted model, not a curated record. The coding region runs from base 1 to 870 and encodes 289 amino acids. The transcript is spliced from 2 exons. Gene Ontology annotation, cellular component: membrane.